Elgaria multicarinata webbii is the source of this 3919-nucleotide messenger RNA. RefSeq names its product terminal nucleotidyltransferase 5C (gene TENT5C). The coding region runs from base 72 to 1238 and encodes 388 amino acids. Gene Ontology annotation, biological process: mRNA stabilization. The record is from RefSeq and is a predicted model, not a curated record. Gene Ontology annotation, molecular function: RNA binding; poly(A) RNA polymerase activity. The transcript has 2 exons. Lineage: Eukaryota; Metazoa; Chordata; Lepidosauria; Squamata; Anguidae.
CGUUACACCUUUGCAUGGCAGAUAUUGACUACAAUCCUGAGCACAUUUAUUUGGGAUUCAAACAGUAACCUAUGAUGGCAGACAAGAAGCCUAAUGCUGACAGCAAUGCCUGCAGCGUGCUGAGCUGGGAUCAGGUCAGCCGCCUGCACGAGGUCCUGUCAGAGGUGGUACCGGUUCAUGGCCGUGGCAAUUUUCCAACUUUGAAGAUAACCCUCAAGGAUAUUAUCCAAACUGUUCGCAGCAGGCUGGAUGAAGCAAGCAUUCAGGUUCAUGAUGUCCGUCUGAAUGGUUCCGCAGCUGGUCAUGUCUUGGUCAAAGAUAAUGGAUUGGGUUGCAAGGAUCUAGAUCUUGUCUUUCAAGUGUCUCUCUCAAAUGAGACUGAAUUCCAGUUAGUCAGAGAUGUGGUUUUGCAGUCCCUUUUAAACUUCUUGCCUGAAGGAGUGAACAAACUAAAAAUUACCCCUAUGACCCUCAAGGAAACCUAUAUUGAAAAGCUGGUGAAGGUGUACACUGACAUUGACCGAUGGAGCUUAAUCUCCCUCUCCAACAAAAAUGGCAGAAAUAUAGAGCUCAAGUUUGUGGAUCGCAUAAGGCGGCAGUUUGAAUUUAGUGUGGAUUCUUUUCAAAUAAUACUGGAUUCCCUGCUUUUUUACUAUGAUUGCUCAGAAAACCCAAUGUCUGAACACUUCCACCCAACAGUGAUUGGAGAAAGUAUGUAUGGUGACUUUGAGGCAGCCUUUGAUCACCUUAAGAACAGACUGAUAACUACCAAGAACCCUGAGGAAAUUAGGGGAGGGGGUCUCCUGAAGUAUAGCAAUCUUCUUGUGAGGGAUUUCAAACCCAUGGACAAAGAGGAGAUAAAGAUCUUAGAGCGUUACAUGUGCUCUCGGUUCUUCAUUGACUUCCCAGACAUUCUGGAACAGCAGCGUAAAUUAGAGACAUACCUGCAGAACCACUUUGGUGAAGAGGACAGAAGCAAAUAUGACUACCUAAUGACCUUGCGCAGAGUGGUGAAUGAGAGCACCGUGUGCCUCAUGGGACACGAACGAAGGCAAACGCUGAAUCUGAUCUCCCUUCUGGCACUCAGAGUUUUGGUAGAGCAAAACAUCAUCCCCAAUGCGAUGAACGUCACCUGUUACUACCAGCCAGCUCCGUAUGUCAGUGAUGCAAACUUCAGCAGCUACUAUGUUGAAGAUACCUCUGGCCAGUCUUAUCCCAACUGGCUGCCUUGCAACUAAUUUCAAACUUUCUACUUUCUGUGACCUUAAGCAACCAGAAUAGAAUGUCUCCUGGAUUUUUCUUGUACAGAAAUCAGUAGGGCUGCUGUUUAAAGUUCUUAAAUACUCGUAGUCUUGAUCAAGCCAUGACGUUACCCCAUCUUUCCUAAGGGAUAAUAAUCUCUCUAACUGGUGAAAUGCCCCUAGUGUCUGUCUGUAUCUUAGUUCAAGACUUCUUAAAACUGAAGAUUGAAAUAUGUUGUUGGACAAUGGCAGAGCAGUAGUAGCUGCAAUGCUGCUUUCAUGUUAUCUUUCUUUGUGAAGUUUGAAUUGUUCUCUUUACACCAUAUGCAAAUUAUGAGGAUUAGUCUGGUGUGACCAUGGAAAAUCAUGGCUAUACCUAUACACAAUUAGGCUGCUCAAAACCACAUUGAAGUCAAUGGGAUUUAAACAGCUUAACUAUGUGCAGGAUUGCAUCCUCUUUCUUUUUUUCCUAGGAAGUCUUAAGUACACAGUUGACUCUUUUAGUGCUGCAGCAAUAGUGAUGAAUUUAAAAUGGGAGAAGGAAAACCUAUCCAGAAAGAAUGAAUUCUGCUAACUCUAUGGCAUUUUUAGUUUGAAGAAAAUAAGGAUGUUGGGUGACAUCCAACAAUGUGCUGGCAGAAGAGGGUUCCAGGAAGCUCACCUCCCCACCACUCCUUCCCCCAUCAGCCCACACAGUUCCCCCAAAGAUGCUAUACAGAGGACUAGGGGGACUCUCCUAAAUGGGGUGGGCUGUGUCAUAGGAGAUGUGUGGGAGUCCUCCCAAAAUCAGGUGGUGACUGGGAACUCUGCCUGAUUUUGGGGGGAUAUCCCCUUUAGCACCACAGCUCACCCCAUUCAGGAUCAUCCCAAUCCUCUGUAACAUUUUGGGAAGCUCUGGUCUGCUGGGAGAAGAAGGUGGUUGGGAAAAUAGGUUCUUGAAACUCCCUUCCAGUUGGACAUCGCUCAUUCAAAACUGCAUGCUCCAGAAAUUCUGACAGCUUAAGUCUUACACUUAAAAAAAAAAUAUCUGGAAUGCAUAUGGUGAUUAUGAAACUUCAACUUAAUCUUUUAUAUUCCACUGAAACUUGGACUGACUCGCCAAGAAAAUAUGGAACAAAUCCCUUCUCUAGGGUUCUGCUGAAAAAUGAUGUCAUUUUUCCCCUAAGUCUCCAAAGGUAAUGUCUUAAGGAAAUCUCUAAUCAGUAGGAAACUAGGGUAGCUUUGCCUUGACAUAUUAUAUGUAUGUUCAGCCUCACUGGAUUACAAGUAUGCCUGACUAGGAGUUUCUGGAGUAAUGCUAUUGAAGAUGAGAGUGGUAAUGUUCACACUGGAAAUAAUGGCUUGAGGCCUGUAGAUGUCUUGGACUAGGAUAGAAUUUCUGUAUCAUUAAUGUUCCAACUUGAGAGGGUUCCUCUUGAAAAACUUGUAAAGUGUCCUGACCAGUGGUUAGUUGGUGGCUGGAUUUUUGCAUCUUAAAUUUCAGUAUUAAAAGGAGUCUCUAUGCAGUCUUCUGGUCAGCAGUGCUAGUGAUAUGGAAGGUCUUUUUUUUUUAUCUUUUCUAUUAAAGGAAUCCUUGUUCUAUAAAUUAUUAUUGGCUUACCAAAUCCAAAGGGAAAGUUCCAAGCAGCAAUUUGAAAUUCUUCAGUCAUUGUCUAGCAGGUGUGGGCAGAAAGUAGGGCAAACUAUUUUUCAAUCCAUAUUGCUUUCUACAAGGUUCUUAUUGCGCAUGACAAUCUAUUAAACUGGUGGUCUUUGCAUAAAUAUCCAGAAAAGGGAACUAAUUAAGGCAGGGUUGGGAACCUGUGGUCUGCCAGAUGUUGCUGGACUAUAUGCCCAUCAUUCCUGACCAUUGGCUAUGCUAGGUAGGGCUGAUGGGAAUGGAAGUCUACUAACAUUUGGAGGGCCACAGGACCCCACCAGCUUGAAUUAAGGUUAGGUGCAUGAUCAUGAGAAAAUACUUAGAAGCAUAAAUUCUGAAGCAAUGUGGCAUAAACAUCAGUCCUAAGAUCUCUCGUCAAACUGUUCAAAGCAUGAAGGGUGUUUUUUAAAGUAGUAGUUCUUCUGCAGCACAGAGAUAAACUCUAUCUGUAAAAAUGCAGAUGACAAUUAACAUUCUAAAGCAGCAGCACCUUGGGUGAAGUACUUGCUGAAUCAAGUGGGUAAGCAGAAAAGUUGAACUUCUUUUGGGUGCUGAGUACCUGCCUGUUCCAAUUACUUUGGCCGUGCUACGUAUUUUGCUGGGUCACUUCAGAAUGCUUGAAAGUUUCUGAACUUAAUCACACUCUCUUGCCUUAUAAUGUUGCCCAGAGAGCAAGGAGCAUUAUUGCUAUUAAUGUAAAGACUACAUAAUAUGUAGCAGCUGCUGGAUUGGUUCCUGUUGAUAGAACUGCAUUUUGGGGUGAAGGGAAAGAUAAGACACGGUUGUAUCAAGAAGUCAACAACAAACUGGUGUUUAGCCUUUUGCUAAACAGUGAGCAGUUGAAAUGAACUGUAGACAGGUAAGCGAAAUGUCUUUACAUUGGAAGAAAUUUGCUCCGUGCAUGUCUCUGGCAAAUGUAUGUUUCUUUAAAUUAUGUCUAUUGGCAGGAGAAAGGGACAGCAGCUCUUGGGAGGGCUACUGAUAUGCACCUUGUUUGGGUUUCCUGAAAGUAACAAAUAAAUAAAGGUUGCCAACUUAA